CACUCUGCCAACACCAUAACCUCUUAUCGACAGAUAUAGGGUAAAAGGUAGCACGUUACCCUGACGUAGCAGUGUCUGUGCAAACCUGCAAUAUGCUGCCUCGAUAGACAACAUUUCCGGACUGCCAUGUCCAACCCUUUCCAAUCCGAUACCGCAAAACCUGGCCAUGGAUCUAUCCAUCUUGCAUUGCUUCCCCCGGACACCCCGAGAUUGAGACAUGCAAACUACCAGUAUCCUCUGAAGCUGAUUUCUCCUGCACCCGUAUGGACGGAUAGCGAGCCGCGACGGCUUAUCCAUACUGUCUACCUGCUGACUUAUGGUGGCGGCUUGGUAGCUGGAGACUGUGUCGAUUUAAACAUAACGCUUGAAGCGACAACGAGGCUUAUCCUGCUGACCCAGGGAAGCACGAAGCUGUUCAAGUCUCCGAGCCGGCAGGUCCUCAGUCGACAGACCAUGACCGUCCAUCUCGCCACUAGCUCCGCACUCUGCUAUCUACCGGACCCUGUCCAGCCAUUCGAGCACAGCUGCUUUGAGCAGCAACAAAUCUACAAUGUCGCUGUGACCUCUCACGGUGGUCAGACGGGGAACCUCUGCGUACUGGACUGGGUCAGCAACGGUCGACCCGCUAACGGCGAGAAUUGGUCUCUCUUCCGCUACGGCAGUCGUAACGAGGUCUACUUGGUCACGUCCGAGGGCAAGCGGAAGCUUCUACUCCGGGACAACGUCAUGCUGGACGACCAGGGUAUUAACAACAGCGUAGCAAGCCGUAUGCACGGCCUCGCCACAUUCGGCACGCUCAUACUCUACGGUCCAAUGUUCCAGGCGCUCGGAAACUUCUUCGUGGAGGAGUUCAAAGCUUUGCCACGCGUAGGAGGGCGUAAGUGGGAUAGUGGUAGCGAGAGCGGCGACGAGAUCGAACAAGAUCGUCUGGCGCUACGUCAGGCAGCCAGGCAAAGGCAGGAGACUGCUGAAGGUGUGCUGUGGUCAGCAGCAUCUGUGAGAGGUUGUGUGGUUAUUAAGUUUGGCGCCCCACACUUGGAAGCUGGCAAGAAAUGGCUAAAACAGAUGCUGUCUGACCAAGGCACUGUUGCUACAACUUUCGGCGAAAGAGCUCUGCUUUGCCUACGCUGACCGUCCGUAGCCGCAUCUUGCCUAUGGGAUAAGUCCUAUAACUCUGGAUUGUCACAAGCUCCUACAUUUUCGAUUUCAUUUUGCCGUGUUCGCAACAUGCCGCGUGCAAGGCGUGAUCUCACGUCACACCUCUACGGCUCAGUCCUCAGCCAAAGUCAAGCAGGGCCAGGCACUGGCCAUUUAGCGAUUCAGGAUCG
Baudoinia panamericana UAMH 10762 is the source of this 1328-nucleotide messenger RNA. RefSeq lists its product as uncharacterized. The transcript has a single exon. The record is from RefSeq and is a predicted model, not a curated record. Gene Ontology annotation, molecular function: nickel cation binding. Bases 127 to 1131 code for a protein of 334 amino acids. NCBI's taxonomy places the organism in Eukaryota, Fungi, Ascomycota, Dothideomycetes, Mycosphaerellales, Teratosphaeriaceae.